AUGGACACAGAAGGCUCCAAAGAAACAUCGAGGGACGCAACAAGAACAGAAAUUACCAAGCGGAACGCCAUAGCAUCCCCAUUGCUUCGUCUGCCCGCAGAACUUCGAAGCGAGAUCAUAGAAUAUGUUCUCUGUAACAGGAAUAUUCACAUUGGAAUCCGUCGUCGACAGCCUUUGGAAGAUGGAGGCUACCCGAGGGAAGUCGGAGAUCCAGUCAAGUUGAUGCACUCCGUCUGUCUUUGCCCGCGGUCGUUCAGCGAGGCCUACCGGAUGAGUUUGCAACCAGAGUCAAAUACUAGCAAGUAUUUUGACGAGCGGGGCCAUCUCAAGCCUGAGCACAGCAAAUGCGACGACGUUUUACAAGGCUACUACACAGAUCACAAGCCUUGCAAUGCCGUGCUCCACGAUCUCCAGUGGCGAGAAUACAUGUCCUUCCCCGGCAAAGAAUGCAGAUGUCCCUUUCCCUGCAUCCAUUACUUCCAGUACCGCAAGUCGAUGAUCGAGAAGUACGGCGAGCCACCUGCAGGUCUGGAAAUCAAGUAUGCUUCCACAAAAUACAAUCUGUCUCUCCUCCAAGUCUGCAGACAGAUCCACAAAGAGGCCGCGCUCCUGCCGUACGCCAGUAACACCUUCGCAUUCCAGAAUCGUUUCGAUAUGAACUUGUUCCUUGGGACGGUCUUAUUCCAAGAACAACGCGAUGCUAUCCAAACGCUUAACGUCUGCAUCCGAUCGCCAGUGAAUCCAACCCUGCCUGCUGUUCUGCCGCCAAAUCUUAAGACGCUGGAGUGCUUUAUUGUGAGUGAUGAGGGAGACUGGUGGAAUGACAUCAGGUCUUGGAAGGGGAAAUUCUCAAGUGUUCAGGUCGUGAGCGGUUGGGAUGGGCGGAGAUCGGUGCACGAGGAACCUAGGGCUGCGAGAAGAGAGAAGGCGGAGAGAUUGGAGAGGUUUCUGAUGGAGUCGUCGUCUGCUGAGAGCGAGUGAGAGACUGGGUCGCGCCUUCCCCUUUCACAUGCGCUUGCCGCGGGGCCAAAGUAAACACAGCGGAAGAAGCCGCCACUCAAAAAUCGUGCCUUUCGACUCACUUCCGCCAACUUCACUUCGAACUUCCUCCCAACUUCCACACCUACACGAAACAACAAUUCCAUCAAAGCCACGCCGGAGCCAUUGCCGAAGCCACGAUGCUGGACCGCCAGGACUCCGCCGAUGGAAUUAACGUGUUCGUGAAGCAAAGAGAAGCUGAAUUGACGGAUAGGGAUGGCCCACUCGAUGACCUGAUGCUGUCGCACCGCAUCCAACAACUCGAAAACGAGCUCGAGCACCUGAAGACGGCCCGCGACAACUACGAACUCGCCAUUCGUAACCCUGUCUGGUUCGAGUCCAAGACGACCUACUUCGCCGUGGACUCACAGACGCUCGACCACAUGAACGCCCAGAUCGAGCACGCCGACGACCAUCUCAACUUCCAGAGAGAUGUGUACCACGCGUCCCUCAAGGGCAAUGAGAGGAAGCAUCGGUGGUUCUUGGCAAUCUAUGUGCUGAAGCUGAAGAUCGCCACCGGACCUCGCCAUCUAUCGGUGAGUGCAUCCCCCAUCCUCUCGCUACGCGAUUGAGACUGAUGACUGCCAUAGUACCGUAUCCGGCGCUACUGGGACUGGUCGUUCGAGGAGAUGGAGGCCGAACGCAGAGCGCAGAACCUCACGCCGUUGCGGGAACUUGCGCACGAGCGUGCGGCAAACAUGAACUUUGAGGACGCCGACCUCGAACUGUCGAGCGCAGAAGCAGCUCUCGGAACGUGGCGAAACCACUUUGGAGAUUGCCAGCAAUAG
Molecule: messenger RNA, 1826 nt
Organism: Lecanosticta acicola
Lineage: Eukaryota; Fungi; Ascomycota; Dothideomycetes; Mycosphaerellales; Mycosphaerellaceae
Source: the annotation of a GenBank genome assembly